UCUAUGGAGAAUGGCUCAGAGAUUAAUGAAUUCAUUUUUCUAGGACUAACAGAUACCCCAGAGCUUCAGAUUCCCCUUUUUAUAAUAUUCACCCUAAUCUAUAUCAUCACAUUGGUGGGAAACCUGGGAAUGGUAGCCCUGAUCUUUUGGGACUCCCGUCUCCACAGCCCCAUGUACUUCUUUCUCAGUAACCUCUCUCUGGUGGAUUUUGGCUACUCCUCAGCUGUUACUCCCAAGGUGAUGGCUGGACUCCUCACAGGGGAUAAGGUCAUCUCCUACAAUGGAUGUGCUACACAAUUGUUCUUUUUUGCAACAUUCACUACUGUUGAAAGUUUCUUCCUAGCUUCCAUGGCCUAUGAUCGUCAUGUGGCUGUGUGUAAGCCUCUUUAUUAUACUAUGACAAUGACAUCAGGAGUAUGUACACGGUUAGCUGUUGGUUCCUACAUCUGUGGCUUUUUGACUUCCUCUGUGAGUGUAGGAGAUACUUUUAGCCUCUCCUUCUGUAGUUCCAAUAUAGUUCAUCACUUUUUUUGUGAUAUUCCCCCUCUCCUGGCUCUUUCUUGCUCUGAUAUCCACAUUAAUGAGUGGGUGCUCUUUAUAUUAGGGGGAUUCAAUAUCUCUUUUGCCCUCAUGGUCAUCUUCACAUCUUAUCUCUUUGUCCUUGCUGCCAUUCUGAGAAUCCGUUCUGCUGAGGGCCGGAAGAAAGCUUUCUCUACCUGUGCUUCCCAUCUCAUAGCAGUGUCCAUAUUCUAUGGGACAAUCACUUUCAUGUACCUGCAACCAAGCUCUAGUCACUCCAUGGAUAUAGACAAAUUGGCUUCUGUGUUUUAUACUAUGGUUAUUCCAAUGCUGAACCCACUGGUCUACAGCUUGAGGAACAAGGAAGUCAAGAAUGCUUUCAGGAAAAGCUUUAGAUCUUCAUUCUUGGGCAUCACAUCUUUACUUCUCCCUACUGGACAACAUGUAUCUCAUUCCAGCUAG
Molecule: messenger RNA, 981 nt
Organism: Antechinus flavipes (yellow-footed antechinus)
Lineage: Eukaryota; Metazoa; Chordata; Mammalia; Dasyuromorphia; Dasyuridae
Product: olfactory receptor 5B2-like
Exons: 1
Coding region: 4-981 (325 amino acids)
Biological process (GO): G protein-coupled receptor signaling pathway; sensory perception of smell
Cellular component (GO): membrane
Molecular function (GO): odorant binding; olfactory receptor activity; G protein-coupled receptor activity
Source: RefSeq, a predicted model, not a curated record